This is a messenger RNA of Drosophila rhopaloa, 1741 nucleotides long. RefSeq names its product esterase B1. Bases 23 to 1741 code for a protein of 572 amino acids. The transcript has 3 exons. The record is from RefSeq and is a predicted model, not a curated record. Lineage: Eukaryota; Metazoa; Arthropoda; Insecta; Diptera; Drosophilidae.
UCUUAGGUCAUCCGAUAAUGACAUGUGGAAACUCUACCAGCCGAGUAGUCGAGGUCGGCUCAAAUGUUUGCCUUUUCUUAACCCGGUUUGUGGCCACUACGUCCGGCGGAUAGCCUGCCCAUCGGCAAGCGCGGCGGACUCCAAGAUCGUUGAGCUCUCGGUGGGAAAUGUGAGGGGUCGUCGGCAGUGCGGUGUCUAUGGCGACGCCUUCUACAGUUUCGAGGGGAUUCCCUUCGCCAAGCCCCCGCUGGGAGACCUUCGAUUCAUGGCCCCUCAUCCGGCGGAUCCAUGGAACACGGAGCUGGAUGCCCGCCAAGAGAGGGCAAUUCCACUGCAGGUGGAUAGGCAGACGGGAAAGGUCAUUGGCAGCGAGGAUUGCCUGUACCUAAACGUGUACACCAAACAUUUCGAUGAAUCGAGGCCACCUCUUCCCGUUAUGGUGUACAUCUACGGCGGGGGAUUUCGAACGGGCGGUGCCAUAAAAUUCAAGUACGGGCCGGACUAUCUGAUGAGCAAAGAUGUUGUAUUUGUGCUAUUCAACUACCGGCUUUGUUCGCUCGGAUUUCUUAGUAUGCCGAGCCGCGAAUCGAAUGUGCCGGGAAAUGCCGGACUCCAGGAUCAGUUGAUGGCACUGCGCUGGGUAAGCCAGCACAUCAGGAACUUUAACGGGGACCCGCAGAAUAUAACGCUUUUUGGGGAGAGUGCAGGAGCUGCCUCAGUGCACUUUAUGAUGUGCCUCCCGCAGGCAAAAUGUCUUUUCCACAAGGCCAUCAUGAUGUCUGGAUCCAUGCUAAGUCCAUGGGUGGAUGCUCCCGAAAGCCAGAGUUUGUUCUGCCGCCUUGCCUUUGCCGCAGGAUAUAAAGGACCUGCGGAGGAGCCUUCCGUGCUGAGGUUCCUUCGCCGCGUGAGGGCUGAAAAGCUGGUGGGUCACGAUUUCAUCACAGCCCGCGAUCGUUGCUUCGGGUUUCUCAACGCCUUCGUUCCUGGCGUGGCCAAUCUGGAGGGAGGCCUCAUUCAAGCCCCCUUUCAGCAGCUGAUGAGGGAGGCGUGGUCCACACAAGUGCCCCUGCUCCUGGGCGGCACUUCCUUCGAGGGGCUGGUUUGCUACCCCUUCUGCCAGCUGAACAAUGGCUAUAUGCUGGAGCUGCUCAAACAGGAGCCAGCGAUGGUUCUGCCCCACGAGGUAUACCAAUCGAUGAGCGUCGAGGAGCGGAACAUCGCCGCCGAGGCACUGGUAAAACAUCAUUACGGACCGCGCGGAAUCACCAAGAAUAAUAUCACGCAGAUUUUAGAUCUAUUUAGUUACAAGCUAUUCUGGCACGGCAUGCAUAGGGUGGUCCUCUCCCGAUUAUCCCACGCACAAGCACCCACCUAUCUAUACCGGUUCGACUUCGAUUCGCCCAAGUUAAACCUGAUGCGAAACCAGCUCUGCGGUGACGACAUCAAACGUGGUGUCUGCCAUGCGGACGACUUGGGCUACAUUUUCCGCAAGCAGGCCCAAAAGAAGCAGCCCCUUGAUUCCGCGGAAUACCUAACCAUCCAGCGAAUGGUGAGCAUACUGACGACGUUUGCCAGGACCGGCGAUCCCAACUGUUCGGAGACAGGACCGGAUCGGUGGCUACCCGUCACCACAAAGUCACCCUUUAAGGUACUGAACAUUGGACAGGAUGUGGAGUGCGUAACCCAAAUCGAAAAGGAAGGCUUGGAGGUGUGGAAUCAGCUUUAUAGUUACGUGAAAUAG